GUGGGGGCGGUCGCGGAGGCUGAAAGAGAGACGUCAGACGAGAGAGAAAGGAGAAGAAGCAGCCCCCCGAAGAAGAAGAAGAAGACGACGACGAUUGAUGUGUGCCCACAACUUGGCUUUUCUGAUUAAUACCAUCCGCAUCCAGUCCAUGGCCUAAUCCCGGGUUCGGUUUUACACCCGUUUCCAUCCUCCACGUCACUUCCCUUCUCCCCCAUUCCCUUCCUUCCCCUCUCGUUUGUUCAGCUACUCUCUCUCAGUCCCUCUCUCGAACAGACACUGCUUCCGGAUAAGAAACAGGUGAAGCUCUUUUUUUCCUUAACCUGGGUUUAUCUCUUCCUUUCUGUGUCGUUUGUGGGAUAUGGUCAAUACGUCAAGUUAGCGAAUUGGUUAUCUCUCUAAUUGAUAUAUAUCGCGGGUUAUGUUGGGGUUUUGGGGAAUGGAAAUGGGCGAUUUCAGAUCAGAAGUUUCGUGAGCUAGAACUGGGAUUCUGUUGACUUUUUAUCUUUUUGUAUCGAAGGUAGUUGAGGGGUUGGAGGAGGUAGGAAACUAGAGCUGGAAGAGUUUCACAUCCGCACUCCCAUUUUCUGCGCUACUGCUGAGUGUCAGCCACUUAGCUCCAGUUGACUGCAACCAGCAUUCAAGUUCCCCAUUGAUCUUUCCUCACUGGAGGCUUCUGAGUAGAGUGCUGCCCUAUAUAGUCACCCAACAGCAUUAUUCAAACAAGAAAAAGCUCAAGUUCUUAACAUUGAUCAUAUCCAAAUCUCUUUCUCUUGCCCUCUCUAAGAUGGAGGGAAAUUCUAGCGGCGGAGGCAGUAGUGUUGGUGGAGGAGGGGUAGCAGCAGCAGCGGCAGUGGUGACACCAGGAGCUGCUGGUGUUGUAGGUGGAGGAGGGAAUGAUGUUGAGCUCAUGUGCAAGACUCUUCAAGUUGAACACAAGCUAUUCUAUUUUGAUCUCAAGGAGAACCCAAGAGGCCGGUACUUGAAGAUAUCUGAGAAGACAUCAUCCACCAGGUGUUUUAUUUUGACAUUGGGGAAAACAGAAGGGGACGUUUUCUCAAGGUAUAACUUGGUGCUAAUUCUUGCUUACAUUCCUUAUGUCUCAGAAGCUUCUGUUAGUAGAAACCGCAGUACUAUCAUUGUUCCUGCUGGAACUUCUAGGGAUGAAGGCUGGGCUUCUUUUAGGAACAUCUUGGCAGAUAUUAAUGAAGCUUCAAGGCUUUACAUGCUGUCCAAUCAGCAAAAUUCUGAAUCCUCGGAGCGCCUAGUUGGACUUUCUGAUGAUGUAGGCGCUGGAUUUAUAUCUGGGCACAGCACCCAACAGCCUGCUCCUCCAACUUCUGAGUUAAAUGUAGACCGGGCAGUUGACCUGCCGACACAGGAUGAGAUUGGUAACCUGGGAGUGUCAAAGGUUAUCCGAGUUGAUCAGAAAAGAUUCUUCUUCGAUCUCGGGAGUAAUAACAGAGGCCAUUUCUUGAGGAUCUCUGAGGUUGCUGGUUCUGAUAGGUCCUCCAUAAUUCUUCCACUCUCUGGGCUGAAGCAGUUUCAUGAAAUAGUGGGUCAUUUUGUGGAGAUCACCAAAGAUCGAAUUGAAGGAAUGGGGAGCGCCAACGUCCGAACUGUAGAUCCACCUCAAAGAUGAAUGUGUUUCCAUGUGAUGGGUGUGUUUGUGAAAGGAGAAUAAAUGCUGAAGAUGGCUUCUUUUGAUGGCAAGGGAACAUAAUGUAUUGGGAUUCUUCUGGGAUUGUGGUUGGUUCCUUUUGUUUUUUGGUGUUGCAGGAUGGAUGUAAAUCCAUUGGCUCCUGCUACUGGUUCUUGCUGUCAAAUAGGGUAAAAUCUGAUGAUUUUUUUUACUUGGGUUCUGAAUUUUACUUUUGGUCACAGCUUGUGAAAACAAUAAAGGGUGAAUUCCAAUUGCAAAUAUUCCUGCAUUUUGCUUUUGCAACUUUCCCCUGCUGUUUCAGAAGCUAUUUAUCUAUCAAAGAUAACCGAGUAGAAAACGAUUUCAUGUCAGCACCCUCAGAUAGCCAGACAUUAGCAUAGAGCUCAAUUUG
Molecule: messenger RNA, 2051 nt
Organism: Linum tenue
Lineage: Eukaryota; Viridiplantae; Streptophyta; Magnoliopsida; Malpighiales; Linaceae
Source: the annotation of a GenBank genome assembly